AUGGGCACUGAUGAGGUGGCACAGAUAGGCAGCACUGAUAGGAGGCACUGAUGAGCACUGAUGGAUACAGGUGGGUGUCACUGAUGGGCAGGGGCAGAUUGACAACUCAUGGGGCCCCCGGGCAAUAGGGGAUCAUGGGGCCCGUGUCCUUGCCAAAACUCAAAAAAGCCUAUGAAAAAGGUACCAGGGGCAUCUCAUGGGGCCCCCUACUGACCCUGGGCCCUCGGGCAGUGCCCAAGUUUCCAAAUGGUCAGUCCGCCCCU
Messenger RNA from Staurois parvus, 263 nucleotides. The record is from the annotation of a GenBank genome assembly. NCBI's taxonomy places the organism in Eukaryota, Metazoa, Chordata, Amphibia, Anura, Ranidae.